AUGGAUGCGCCAGAACUUGCCUGUCCUACCUCGCCUGCCAGGGACCAGCCGGCACCUGCUUCUGGCCCCCCAGGGGCCCCGGGUGGGCAGGCAUCGCCUCACUUGACCCUGGGCCCCGUCAUCCUGCCUCGGGAGCAGGGCCUAGCCCCCACCGUGUUCCUGAAGGCCCUGCCCAUCCCGCUGUACCACACAGUGCCUCCGGGAGGGCUCCAGCCACGUGCUCCCCUCGUGACAGGCAGCCUGGACGGGGGCAGCCUGCCCUUCGUUCUCAGCCCCCUGCUGCAGCCUGAAGGGCUUGGUCCCACCCGAGCCGGGAAGCCGGUGGCCCCGGGGCUCACGGUGAACAUAGUGAGCGCUCUGCCCAUCCUGUCACCGGGCCUGGGGCCCACUCUGAGCAGCCCAGGCAAGGUGCGCAACGCUGGUAGGUACCUGUGCCCACACUGCGGCCGGGACUGCCUGAAGCCCAGCGUACUGGAGAAGCACAUUCGCUCCCACACCGGGGAGCGGCCAUUCCCCUGCGCCACCUGCGGCAUCGCCUUUAAGACCCAGAGCAACUUAUACAAGCACAGAAGGACCCAGACACACCUCAACAACUCCAGACUCUCCUCGGAGUCCGACGGUGGCGGGAGCAGCCUCCUGGAGGAAGGCGACAAGGCCGCUGAGCCCACUGGGGCCGACAGGGCACCAUCACAGAGACCCCUUUCUCCCGGUACCCACGCCGCUGGGCACCGCCCGGUGCCCACCACGCAUGUGUCCCUGGUUGCCAAGAACCUGGACCGGAAGUUGGACGCUGUUCCCUGCCGGGGGUCCACGUUUGAUGUCAAGGAGGCCCCUGUAGACUCUGCUCCCGGGCUCCCGCUGGCCAGCCCGCAGUCGAGGUGGAAGUUGCCAGAGCCUUGGUCCCCGACGGCCAGUAGGCCGAGCUCAGUGCUGCAGCAGCAGCAGCAGCAGCAGGUGGAGAAGCCUGGGGACGCUAGACCCUCGGAGGGCCGGCUGCGGAAGUGUGAGAGCACCGACUCGGGCUACCUGUCCCGUUCGGACAGCGCUGAACAGCCGCCAGCCGCCGGCAGCCCCCUGCACAGCCUGUCGGAGCACAGCGCCGAGUCCGAGGGUGAGGGCGGCCCCGGGCCCGGGCGCGCGGAGCGGGCGGCCGGCCUGGAGCUGGAAAAGAGGCGGCUGGAGGAACGCAUCGCCAGGCUCAUCUCGCACAACCAGGCCGUGGUGGACGACCCCCAGUUGGCCCACGUGCGGCCCCGCAAAACGGUCCUGUCCAAGCAGGGCAGCAUUGACCUGCCCAUGCCUUAUACUUACAAGGACUCCUUCCACUUCGACCUGCGGCCGCCGGGACCCGGGAGGCUGCCGGCUGCCCUGCGUGCCGCGCGCUCCACCUGCGCGCCCCCGGACAGGGCGCGCCCCCUCUUCUUCCACUCGGUCCCCACGCAGCUCUCCACCGGCACCGAAUGCGUGCCAGUCACCAGGAGCAACUCGCUGCCCUUCGUCGAGGGCACCGGGACUUGGCCAGAGCCGCCGGAACCCCGGGAUGCCUGGCCCCGGAGGCAGAAACCUCUGAGCCCCAGGCCCACCUCCGCGCGCCCGGCCGAUGCCCCUGGCGGGCACCCUCGGGCCCUGGUCAGACAGGCGGCGGUCGAGGACCUGCCGUGCCCCCUGACCACGGAUGCCCCGGCCCCCACGGAGGACCCAGAGGGAAAGAGACCAGCUGCUGAGGAGGGGUCUGCCAGCAAGGGCCAGGCAGCUGCUAAGAAACGCGGCCAGAGGAAGCUGAAGAUGUUCUCACAGGAGAAGUGGCAAGUAUACGGGAAGGACACGUUUAAGAGCAUCUACCAGAGAGGGAAAGCCAGCCACCAUGGAGGCAGGAAGGCUACCGAGGGGACAGUGGGCGGUGGGGCGGCGCUGGAGUGUCCUCCCCAGCAAGAGGCCGCGGGUGGUGGGGACACUGUUGUGGGGGACAAUCCGGGGCCGUGGGCAAGUCCACCAGUCCUGGCAGGCCUCUUGGUGACUGAGCCCCACAAGCAGAAGGAGACUGUGGCCGGAACAGGAGGCCCUGACCAGCUGGGCUCUAACAGGGCCGCCUCACCCCCCGCCCUCAGCAGUGGAGAAGCCCUCUGCUUGGGCAGCAAGAGCCCUCUGCUUCCUCCGCACGAGGGCCCGGAGCUGGGGUGUCAGCAGCUCCCAGCACCUGGUCCCCCCAAAGGGGGUGACCUAGAGGCUCCCGGGCCAGACUCGAAGCUGGACGGUGGCACCUGCCGUGGUGAGGGCACCAGGGAGACCUGUCAGCAGGCCCAUGUGACCCCAAGAGGGCCUGGCGGGAGCUCAGGAGAGCCCAAGCCCCCGGAGGACAAGCUCCCCUCAGAGAGGAAGAAGCUGAAGGUGGAGGAGCUAAGCUGCCAGGAGCUCCUGGGAGCAGGAGGAGAGACUCCCGGUGGCCCCAUGCAGACUGCCUCACCACCACCUCAGAACCAGGACACUGACGCUGGGGAAAAGCCAGGGGGUCUGCCUGGAAGUGGCAACCGCACAGAAAGGGUCAUGUCUGGGGCCCUGAAGUGGGAGGGUCCUCAAGACACGGAGCCUCCACCACGUCCCCCUGGGUGUUCCUCCCAGCUGGCCUCCCACCCUCCAGCUCCUCACACCCUCACUGGCCCGGUGGACAUGGCCUUUCCUCCCCAGUACCUCCUCAGGUUUCCCCAGCGAGACACCCGUCCCCUGUCGCCUGUCCCCCAGAAGCCAGACCAAGGUCAGGACUCCAUCUGCAAGAGAGGGGGGCCUGAGGUACAGACAUCUUUUGCAGAGUCAGGGCAGGGGGCCCUCCUGCCUCCCUGUCCUAUCUCAGGCCAGGUCCCAGCUGGAGAAGACAGCUGCUGGGAACACCCCAGCUGGUCCAGGCCGUGUGACCAGAAAAAGGGAGUACAGAGAGAGGAUAGGGGCGGCUUGAAGGCUGGCAUCCCAACAGCCAGGGCUCUCAAGGAGCCGGCCUCCUUCUUACCUGCCCCAAUGUGUGACUCUUGGAGGAGUGGGGCCCAUGACACCCAGGAAAUCUGCAGGAGCAACACUGUGGCGAAGGCCGGGCCCUCUGGGGGUGUCCUCAAUUCCUGGGAACACACUGGGGAGCUGGGGGCGCCUUCUGAGAGUGCCACUCAAGCCCCUCCUUUGGGGUCUCUAGCGGAGCUUCAUCCCUGCUGCUCCCACCAGCAUGGCUCCUCUCUCUCAGCCAGCAUGGCCCCCCACUGGCCUGAGUUGGCCUUGUGCACCAGUGCAGAGCCUGCCAGGAGCCACGGGGUCCAGGGCCCUUUUCCAUCGCUGAGGGCCGAGCCCCGGCUCACGUGGUGUUGCCUGAGCCGCAGCCUCCCCCUGCCAAUGGAGCAGAAGGAGAAGGAUGCUUCUGUGUACUUGGGCUUACAUUUGCCUGGAGGUGGCCUCCAGGGUGAGGGUCUGGACGCCUGGCUGGUGAGCAAAACAGUGUCUGGAGCAUGGACCAAGAUACGCCCUGGAGAUGGAGGGCAGAUGCAGAUGUCGAAGCUCUCUGACCCAACAGCCCGAGGGAUGCUGUCCCGGGACCGGAUGUCUGAGCCAGAGUGGAAGAAACGACGGUCUCAUAGAAGAGUGAAGAUACCUCGUGGGAGCAGCAGGUGGAAACAUCUGAGCACCCACUCUAAAAGGUACAGAGGGAAUUUCUUGCAGAGCCGUGUCCAGCUGAGAGUCAUUAGACUGCGGAAGCCACACUGGGUUCUGAGAAAAGAUGGCCACCCACCCCGAGACAAGGGGCUGGACCCCCAUAGGACUCAAGGGCAGGCUUCUUCAGAGAUGGCAGGUCUCAAUCUGUCAGGGGAGCCCUCUUGUGUCACCUCAGAAUCAUCUGUUUGCAUUGAGAACAGAGAGCAGGAGAAGGAGGAGAGCGGACACGUCUCCAGGAGUUUCUGUUCUAACACAAGCUUAAGAACCCUAGGGGACACAGACAGACCGAUCGCAAAGGAGAUUUCAUCUGUUGGUGAGCAUGGGGCUGGUUGUUCUCUAAUCACGGAGGUGGGGUCAGGUUUAUCUCUGUCAUCUGACUCCCUCGGGGCUAAUGACAGACUUCCAGCCUGCAGCAAAGGUCUCGACAUGGGAUCAUUGGAGACUCACCUGCUGUCCUCCCAGCAGCACAUCUCAACAGACCCCACACCAGGAGUUUUCUCAGAUGCUCAAGAGCCUUCUUCCUUUGUGUCCAAAGGAACCUCUCUCGGCCAUGACCUUGCUACCUCUGCAGCUGCCGUCUGUCCUUCCCUGGGGGCAAGAGCAGGCCAUACAACCCUGGGAAUUCACAGUGUGGAACCACAAGACCACAGCCAGGGUGAAGAGGAGACUCUCACACAAAGCUCUCCAGACAGAAAAACGAUAGCAGAGGGCAUGUCCCCAAACCUUUUGCCAGGGAACCCUUCAUCUGGGCAGAGAAUUUCAGGUUCAGUUACACCGGGGUCCACUGGAAAAAUUCAUCUUGAAAUACCAGCUUUAGGACCAGGUUCAGCUAGUUCACACCAAGAGGAAGGGAAACACAAGUCAUGUUUUCCUUCUGGGGGGCAAUGUGGGUGUAGGGAAGGGCUGGUCCCCUGCCCUCUGGUAGGACCUGACAAUGGGAAAUGUCAAGGAACUGGAUUCAUGGCUCUAAAGGAUGAUGCCGUCCCUUCUAAGCCAGGGCUGCCCACAGAGAUCCCUGCAGCCUCUUUGAAAACCCUCAGGAAGAGAAGUUUGGAAGGAAUGAGAAAGCAAACUCAUGUGGAGUCCAGCGACACCAGCAGCGAUGAUGAAGAUCGGUUAGUGAUAGAAAUCUGA
Molecule: messenger RNA, 4824 nt
Organism: Rangifer tarandus platyrhynchus (Svalbard reindeer)
Lineage: Eukaryota; Metazoa; Chordata; Mammalia; Artiodactyla; Cervidae
Source: the annotation of a GenBank genome assembly